Molecule: messenger RNA, 1446 nt
Organism: Penicillium pulvis
Lineage: Eukaryota; Fungi; Ascomycota; Eurotiomycetes; Eurotiales; Aspergillaceae
Product: glycosyltransferase family 31 protein
Exons: 2
Coding region: 1-1446 (481 amino acids)
Cellular component (GO): membrane
Molecular function (GO): glycosyltransferase activity
Source: RefSeq, a predicted model, not a curated record
AUGAUGUCUACGCCUACAUUCCAAACCACGAAGCCUCUUACGCGACUAUUCAGCGCGACCAAAUUUAAGCUGUUAGCCGUGUUUCUAGCACUAGCCACAAUCCUUCUUUUCGCAUCAUAUGGCUGGAAAAAAAGUCUCGAUCAUGAUUUACCCUCAUUGCCCGCGGAAAAGAAAGAACCAGAACCGGACUUUUGGAAUUGGCAGACGAUCACCCAUUUUCAAAAGUAUAAAUCCAAGGGUCCGUUCACAGCGGACGAUAUCUGCGCCGACUUCCCUUCGAACAUUCUUGAGCGCGUCCAGGUGGUGCUAAAAACCGGCGCGACGGAAAGCGCAGAACGCAUCGAUGCCUCUAUGGACUCAGUGACGCACUGCAUCUCCAACCUCCUUGUCGUCUCGGACCGUGCGACCGAGCUCCAUGGACAUCGCGUGCACGAUGUUCUCGCCGAUUUGGUACCCCUUGCCGAUAAAUUGAACCUCACCGACUUCAAAAAGUAUGAAGCUUUACAAAACGGUGACAAGAAUAUUGAUGGGCAGGAUGGAUGGCGACUAGAUCGUUACAAAUUCUUGCCUAUGAUCGAGCGUGCAAAGGAAGCGAAUCCCACAGCUGAAUGGUUUGUCUUCAUCGAGACAGAUACGUAUCUCUUCUGGGAUAAUCUGUUCAGAUUACUGGAUCAGUACGAUCCGACUGUACCCUUGUACUUCGGUUCGCCUUCGCCUGGCUUUUGGCUGGAAAACGAACAGAGAGUCUGGUUUGCAUAUGGCGGCUCUGGAUUCGUUCUUUCUCGGGCGGCUGUCGAGAAACUAACAGAGCGUCAAACUGGAGAUUACGGAGAAUAUCUCGAGCCUUCUGUCAGCGAACGAUAUAUGGAAGUGGUGGAUCGCGACUGCUGUGGAGACUCAGUACUUGGAUUUGCACUCUAUCAAAAAGGAAUCAAUAUAUCCGGACUGUGGCCCAUGUUCAAUGCGCACUCUUUACAUGGGAUUCCUUUCGAUGCCAAGCACUGGUGUCAGCCCGUUAUCAGCUUGCACAAGUCCUUGUUACCGGAUAUGACAGGAUUGGCUAAGUGGGAGAGCAAGCGGGAUAAAACAUACCCUAUACUUUAUUCCGACCUAACCGACUAUCUUCAACUGGGAACAUUGCCGGACAAAGUCGAUUGGGACAACGGUGACUUUGGUGGGCAUGUUGAGCCCCCGGAGUCUGCAGCGCAUGGCUCACUGAGCGCGUGUAGGCAAGCAUGCGAGGAGAGCGAUUCGUGUCUCUCAUUUACCUGGAAUUCAUCCGGGCAAUGCGUGUUUGUUCGCUCAAUACGUCUUGGGGCCGGAAAGAAGGUCCCGCCCAAUGAACUUACGGCUGGGUGGGAUAACUCUGGGAUCCAGAGAUGGCGCGAAAGCAAUACAUGCGAGGCGCCAAUGUGGAUGAAGCCCAGCAUCAAGAGAAUCUUUUAG